AUGAAAGUACUCAUCGUAAUAGCUUGUUUGGCAGCAUUUGCUUGCGCCAACGAGCAGGCCUGGAAUAGUUUCAAAGCUGGAAAGCAAUACAAAUCUCUCAUUGAAGAGCGUCUUCGUCAACAAAUUUUUUUGAACAAUGUUCAAAAGAUUGAAGAACACAACGCCAAGUAUGAACAAGGAUUGGUUACUUACAAAAUGGCAAUUAAUCAAUUUGCUGACUUAACUGAAAAAGAAUUUUUGGCUUUCUUGAAACUUAGCGGCCCAGCUAAUAAACCUAAAGCUACCGAAAUCUUUAACGCCACCAAGGCCGCACCUUCCUCCAUUGAUUGGAGGUCAUCUGGCGCCGUUACUCCAGUGAAAGACCAAGGCAGCUGCGGAUCUUGCUGGUCAUUCUCUGCUACUGGUUCAUUGGAGGGUCAAAACAAAAUCCUCAAUGGAAAACUUGUGUCUCUCUCUGAGCAAAACUUGGUUGACUGUUCAUCAUCCUACGGAAACUACGGAUGCAACGGCGGUUUGAUGGUAUCAGCUUUUCAAUACGUUAGGGACCACGGAAUCGAAAGCGAAUCCAGCUACCCAUACACUGGUCGCGAUGGAAGUUGCAAAUUUGUCUCCAGCAAAUCUGUCCUUAAGAUCAAAGGAUACACCGAAAUCUCCCAGGGUAAUGAAAAUCAACUUAUUAAUGCCCUCGGUACGAUUGGUCCAAUAUCUGUCGCUAUUGAUGCCACCAGCAACCUCCAAUUCUACAGCUCUGGAAUCUUCACUGACAGCAGUUGCUCUCCAUAUUCUUUGAAUCACGGUGUCUUGGCUGUCGGUUAUGGAUCUAACUACAUUAUCGUCAAAAACUCCUGGGGAACCAGAUGGGGAGAAUCUGGCUAUGUCAGAUUCAAGCGUGGAUCUAACUUGUGCGGUAUUGCUACUAUGGCUAGCUACCCAAGAUUGUAAUUCUGUAUCAUUUAAUUUUAAAUAAAAUAGCGAUGUAGAAUA
This is a messenger RNA of Aethina tumida (small hive beetle), 984 nucleotides long. RefSeq names its product procathepsin L-like. The record is from RefSeq and is a predicted model, not a curated record. Gene Ontology annotation, molecular function: cysteine-type endopeptidase activity. The coding region runs from base 1 to 942 and encodes 313 amino acids. The transcript has 2 exons. Gene Ontology annotation, cellular component: lysosome. Gene Ontology annotation, biological process: immune response. Lineage: Eukaryota; Metazoa; Arthropoda; Insecta; Coleoptera; Nitidulidae.